Sclerotinia sclerotiorum 1980 UF-70 is the source of this 414-nucleotide messenger RNA. RefSeq lists its product with no specific name. Lineage: Eukaryota; Fungi; Ascomycota; Leotiomycetes; Helotiales; Sclerotiniaceae. The record is from RefSeq and is a predicted model, not a curated record. The coding region runs from base 1 to 414 and encodes 137 amino acids. The transcript is spliced from 2 exons.
AUGCUGACAAAACUUCGUUCACGGACGCUGCAAAAUUCCUUACUUGUUGCAGAGCCGGGGCUUUUAAGAGCUUUGAGUAACCAGAACAUCCCCGGGGAAUUGGGCAAGCAACCAAUAAUGAACAAUUCAUCAUCGCCGUUAAGUUGGGUAAUUAGUAGUAUCCAACUGACAUCGAGUGACAUCGUCCAGCCAAACAAGGAUGAUAAUCGGGAGCUUUUUGUAGCUCUCAAAGGCUGCUUUGUCAAUUUUAGCAUUGCUUUGAAUAAUUUCUCCAUUUGCACUCCUGAGGAUGAAAAAGCAUCACUCGUCGUGGCACAAUCAACUGACGAUAUAACCCCCCUCAUUCGAAUCAUUCGUGAACAUCCAGCGAUAGCUCUUCAGCUAGUUAAGAAGGGAUUGCUUACUGCCUCGUAG